This is a messenger RNA of Arvicanthis niloticus (Nile rat), 3102 nucleotides long. The record is from RefSeq and is a predicted model, not a curated record. Lineage: Eukaryota; Metazoa; Chordata; Mammalia; Rodentia; Muridae.
GCACCCAGCAAGUAUGCCAUAAAUAUUUGUCAGGUGAGUGAGCGUGGACUCUGAAGAACAUGCUUUGUGUCUUAUUAGCUGAAGUCAGAGUAAUAAAGUCCUGUUCCUCUGGUCUAGCCACCAGGACUUGGGCAUAAUGUGGUCAUAGGAAACUCUCCAAGACAAAGCUAUCCAUAAUCACCUAACCAGGAGUUAAAGCAAACUUCUGGGUUUCUUAUCCACAUCCUCACCAUGAUCAUUUAAUCAGGAGUUAAAGCCAAAAUGCUAGAUAUUUUUUGUUAUAACAUGACCUCUUUGGUCCGGACUGUAAACUUUACCUGCAGCUUAGGUAUUUGAUCCUGCCCCUGGGCUCUUACCCAGCUGCUCUCUUCAUGUCUUCUACUCCUCCCUUCCAACCUGCCUCCUCAGCUGGAAAUGACUGAGGACCUCCUGCAAAGGCCCAUCUCUGGUUUGGCAACACAACCAAUGAAACAUCUCUUUUCUCAUCUCCUGGAGAAAAAAAAAAAAAAAGCCGACAGAGAAAAAGUAGCCAGCGAACAGAGAAUGAAGUGAAGGCAGGGAACAGAGCAAGCAGACCUUGGUGGAAAGUGUACCUCUGGCAGAAGCCCCAAGAUGCCUUCUGAGAAGAUCAGAGGCAAGAAGAGCCUCAUGCAGAGGCUGGCCCUGAAGAGCCGGAUAGCUAAGGAGACACUCUCUGAGUUCCUGGGCACCUUUAUAAUGAUUGUCCUUGGAUGUGGUUCUAUUGCCCAAGCAGUCCUUAGUCGAGGACAUCUUGGUGGAAUCAUCACUAUCAAUAUUGGAUUUGCAACAGCAGUUGUGAUGGCUCUUUAUGUGACUUUUGGUGUCUCUGGGGGCCACAUCAACCCGGCUGUGUCUUUUGCAAUGUGCGCCUUUGGAAGGAUGGAGUGGUUCAGGUUUCCCUUUUAUGUGGGGGCCCAGUUUUUGGGAGCCUUUGCUGGGGCUGCAACUGUCUUUGGCAUUUACUAUGAUGGACUCAUGGCCUUUGCUGGUGGAAAACUGCUCAUCAUAGGAGAAAAUGCAACAGCGUUCAUUUUUGCGACAUACCCAGCGCCAUUCGUAUCCAUGCCAUGUGCCUUUGUAGACCAAGUGGUGUCUACCAUGUUCCUCCUCCUGAUUGUCUUUGCCAUCUUUGACUCCAGAAACCUGGGGGUCCCCAGAGGCCUGGAGCCCGUUGUCAUUGGCCUCCUGAUCAUUGUCAUUUCCUGUUCUCUCGGACUCAACACUGGCUGUGCCAUGAACCCAGCUCGAGACCUCAGCCCCAGGCUCUUCACUGCUCUGGCAGGAUGGGGAUUUGAGGUCUUCACAGUUGGAAAUAACUUCUGGUGGAUCCCUGUCGUGGGCCCUAUGGUUGGCGCUUUCCUGGGAGGUCUCAUCUACAUUCUUUUUGUCCAAAUGCAUCACUCGAACCCUGACCCAGAAUCGAAGGCAGAACCAGCUGAGAACAAUCUAGAGAAACACCAACUCAGUGUCAUCAUGUAGUGGCUUGACCAGGUCUAGAGUUACCAUUCAUCCAGUUCUUUCUUCAGACAAGAUGACAUCUAUGUGCCUGUGCAGACUUGGGGCGGGGGCAUCUACCCAGUUUUCUCUAGCUGACUGGGACAAAAAAAAAUUUUAAAGGCAUCCAUGAGAAACUCCACCAGUCACCCCUUCCCAGAAUAGCGCUGACUGUUUAUGACGGGCAUUUGAUGGAAUGUCCUUUCUCCUAGGUGAUUGCUAAGAAUUUGGAAACUUGACCAUGUGCUCAGCUGGAUGACCUCAGAGACCUUUUUUAUUUUACCCUGUAUGAAAUUGUGUCAUCAAAGGCUCUGCUUUCACAAUCUAUAAAUACAACAUUCUAAAACCGAAAGGCCAAACAGUGGCUGCACUUAACACCUAUGAAAUGGAGGGCAAAGGGUUAACACUCUACCAAGCUGAGCGCUGUCACUACAUAAAUACUGAUAUUCUCCCAAUCUAGGGCUAUCGGAAGCCGCAGAAGUCAUCUGGGAAGAGCUAGGUGGCAUUUAGAAGCCUCAGGACACAAGAUAAAUUUGGGAAACUGAAUGGCUUUUUUUUUUUAAAUGGAAACCAUUUGUCAAAUUAAUCUUGUGCUUCUCUGCAUUUUAGAUGACAUCAAUUAAUUUCCAGGUCUUUAAGUAUAUAAUAACCUAAAAUAUGAUUGUAACCUUGGUCAGGAAAAAUACAGCACUCUGUCUUUUAGCACAAAUGUGUUUUCCUAAUGGCUCACUCGAGGAGAGACCUUUUUAAUAGUCUGUGGCUAUACUCAUCCAUGUUCCCAGAAGCCCAAAUUAAAAGCUAGUGGAACCCAGCCUGGUGGACUAAAGUUGGAGGUGGACAAAGUCCCCGGGACAAAAGGAUGAACUGAAGCUUUCUGACUCCCGGAACACUUCCACACACUUUAUCCAAUUUGAUCCCAACAGCAAUUGUCUGAGGUGAAUGACACAGCAUUCUUUUCAAAUGAGAAUCUCAUGUGAAUUGAAUCCAGCAAGUUGCCCUUUCUUCUGCAGGGCACUUUGAACGGUGCCUUAUGCCUUCCAGAAGCUUGCGAGCUGACUGAGGGUGUUUGACAACCCACACAGGCUUUAUGUGAAAGAGGGCAUCAGAGGCUUCUAAAAGCCGUGUGCUUUGUAGAAACACCACUCUGGACCUUUGGGUGUGUGAUUUCCAUAUGCCAUGUUGUCUGUUUCCAUUCCCAGUUUUACUGAGGCACAGAUGAAGGGCAAAGGUAGCUGUUUGAUAAUUUUCAUUUGUGGAGAAACAGAGGCCUUUCUUCCUUAGCCACUCUCAGUCUCCUUCCCUGCCAGCCCUCCUCAGCCUCUCCUGGAGACAUUUCUAACUGAUGUUACUCCCAACCAAGGCAAGAAUUGUUCUGUAUCAAGGGCAUACCUUUACUACAACUGUUUAAAAGCCCAGAAUUCCUAGAUACGGCAAGUUUUCCCAGGUACUUUGCAAGACCAACAACAAGAAAUGAAUGAGAAACAGCUCUGAUAUCCUGUGCUGUGCAAGCUUUGGGUAUAAAGAUUCAUUUUCUGAGUCUGAAAUUACCUGGAUAUUUUCUAGUUUAAAUAAAAUUGGGGGGAGAUA